This is a messenger RNA of Gasterosteus aculeatus aculeatus (three-spined stickleback), 5572 nucleotides long. RefSeq names its product endoplasmic reticulum metallopeptidase 1 (gene ermp1). NCBI's taxonomy places the organism in Eukaryota, Metazoa, Chordata, Actinopteri, Perciformes, Gasterosteidae. The record is from RefSeq and is a predicted model, not a curated record. Gene Ontology annotation, biological process: proteolysis. Gene Ontology annotation, molecular function: metalloexopeptidase activity.
GUGCGACCCGUCGAUCAGUCAGCGGCCAAGAGAAGAAAAAAAGGAAAAGAGGGCAAAAAGGCGAAGCCUGAAAGCGCGACGCGUGCAGCCGAUGUACCGCUCCGUUCAAACAUGGAGAGCGACACCGCGGUCAGGAGAAUAAAACCCUUCGCGACGCAGAGCUACUCGGCGCCAGAUAACGACGGUUCCCGAGACCGGUGCGCCGACAACGGCUACAGCGGCGACCCGAAGAGGAAGCCCGAAGUGAGCCUGUACCUGCUGCGGGAAGGACUGGCGGCUUCUCUGGUCACCGUGUUUAUUUUGGUGCUGUGGGGACUCGUUCAACUGUCUUUACAGCAGCUCGUCAUCGGAAAGCCGAGCGGCGAGUUCAACGCCGUGAGAGCCAGACGGCACUUGGAGGAGAUCACCAGCGUGGGCCCCCGUCCCGUGGGCAGCCCCGAGAACGAAGUCCUGACGGUGGACUAUUUGUUGGAGCAGAUCGAGACCAUCCGGGUGGAGUCGGCGGCGGGGCCCCAUCAGCUCGCGGUGGACGUGCAGCGGCCCACCGGCACCUUCUCCAUCGACUUUCUAGGGGGCUUCACCAGCUACUAUGACCGGGUCACCAACAUCGCCGUCAGGCUGGAGCCCAAAGGGGGAGCGCAGCACCUCAUGCUCGCCAACUGCCACUUUGACACGGUGGCCAACAGUCCAGGUGCCAGUGAUGACGCAGUGAGCUGUGCAGUCAUGCUGGAGGUCCUACAUUCGUUGGCCAAUCAAUCUACUCCUCUUCUUCAUGGAGUGGUCUUCCUCUUUAACGGGGCAGAGGAAAAUAUUCUCCAGGCCAGUCACGGUUUCAUUACUCAGCAUCCGUGGGCCAAGCAGGUGCGAGCCUUUAUUAACUUGGAGGCUGCAGGUGUUGGCGGCAAGGAGGUUGUUUUUCAGACAGGUCCAGAGAACCCGUGGCUGGUCCAGGCCUACGUCCAUGCAGCCAAACACCCCUUUGCCUCCGUCGUUGGCCAAGAGGUCUUUCAGAGUGGCAUCAUCCCGUCUGACACCGACUUCCGCAUCUACAGAGACUUUGGUAACAUCCCAGGAAUUGAUCUGGCUUUCAUUGAAAACGGUUUCAUCUAUCACACCAAGCACGACACUUCCGACAGGAUCCUGACCGACUCGAUACAGAGAGCCGGCGACAACAUCCUGGCGGUGCUGAGGCACCUGGUGAUGUCCGAGAAGCUGGCAGACUCCUCCGAGUAUCGCCAUGGCAACAUGGUCUUCUUUGACCUGCUGGGGGUGGUUGUGGUGGCCUACCCGGCCCGCGUCGGCACCAUCCUCAAUUACAUGGUAGCCGCAGCGAGCUUCCUCUAUCUGGCCAAGAAAGCCUCACAACCAGGCAACGGGGGUGGGCGGUACGUUCGAGACCUGGCCUGCGCCACGGGCGUGGCGCUCCUGAGUUGGUUCGUCACGCUGAUGUCGGUGCUGAUUGUCGCGCUGCUCGUCACUCUGCUGGGCCGCUCAAUGUUUUGGUACAACCACUUCUACGCCUCAAUCUGCCUGUAUGGGACUGCUGCCUCGGGCAAGAUAAUCCUCAUUCACACGCUGGCCAAGAACUUGUACUACGGAGGAGUCCGUUUGGUGGGGCUGGGGGAUCUCUACUUUGACGUGAGCUUGUUGCUGUGGUGCUGCAGCCUGGUGUGGCUCACCCAGCAGGGCCUGUGUUCCGCCUAUGUGCCCAUGCUAAUGGUGGCCUUCCCUCUGCUCACCAAGCUGCUGCUGGCCAAGGAAUUCAAACACAGAGGAGCCUCGAUGAAGUACAGCGUGCUCUAUUUGUUGGGCCUGACGUUGCCGUACGUCCACUUCAUGUUCCUCAUCUGGGUGGUGUUUGAGAUUUUCACUCCCAUCAUGGGGCGCAGCGGAACCGAGAUCCCCCCCGAGGUGGUGAUGGCCACCCUGGUCACCCUGGCAACCAUCUUCAUCUCCUCCUUUUUUCUGCAUUUCAUCUACUUGGCGCGGAGCACGAAGUGGAUCCUGGCCGGUCUGGGCUCGGUCUUCGUCUUCACGUUCCUGUUGAUGUCCUGUGGCCUCCUCUUCCCUUACUCCGGCAGUGCGGACAGCCCGCGGCCAAAACGAGUCUUCCUGCAGCAUACGACGCGGACGUUCCACAAUCUCCGGGGCCAGGUGGAGAGCCAGGACUCGGGUCUGUGGAUCAACAGCUUCGACUACACGGGCAUCCAGCACAUCACGCCCCUCAUCCCCGAGAUCAACGACAGCGUCCGCACCAGCUGCAGAGAGGACCGACCGUUCUGCGGUUACCCCUGGUUUCUGCCCGUGAAGUUCCUCAGCAAGAAGAACUGGUACCUCCCCGCGCCGGAAGUGUCUCCCAGCGCACCGGUCGAGUUCAGCCUGCUGUCCAGAGAGGAGACCAGCUGGGGGACGAUCAAGAUGACCUUCAGUGUGAAAGGUCCCUGCCACAUGUCCCUCUACCUGAUGCCUCACCGAGGAGCCAGUCUCUCCACCUGGUCCUUCGGGGACGGCACCCCUCAGUUCGACCUGAGCGGGGAAUAUUUUGUCUUCUAUUCCCACGGCCUCGACGCCCCCACGUGGAUCUUCUGGUUUGAAAUCCAGCCUCCCAGGGACCCGGACCCGUCGGGCCCCGAGGGGAUGAUCUCCGUCGCCAUCUCCACCCACUAUUUCUUUGGGCGAGACAGUAGGACUGCUCAGCUGGAGGAAGUCCUCCGCAGGUUCCCCACGUGGUCUUUCCCUUCAUCUUGGGUCAGUACCUACGACAUGUACCGAUACUGAGGAAUGCCGCGCAGCCACAGGAAAGCCGAGGGGGCGCCGGAGGGGUUUGCAGCCCCCCCUCCCUCCCCUCCCCGCCUCCCCUCUGUGAGAAGGACUGAUAAAGAUUUUCAAGGAACAAUACAGCGGACGAGCCUUGACGCCUUUCCCUCUCUCCCCCCCCCAUCCUUCCAACCGGGCCGAGAGUCGGCUUAGUAGCUCCCCGAGCAGGAGGACGCGGUGAGACACGCCGCCGACUAACUGUGUGAAGUCUGUUUUUUAAACUUUUUUAUUUACUGAGGCUUAACAACAUCUAACCCCCCCCCCCCUCACUUUCUCUCCUCCUUCCUCUUUCUCUCUUUCUGAAUAAUGUUGCUCAUCUACUUCCCCUGAACGCACCACCACUAUCCGCACUGCAGGUGUAGUAACACACUGACGGGUCCGUUCCAAAGGGGGGGGGGUUAUUGUCCGACUUUAUCUGGAAACUUUGACACUUUUAACACUCACGCGCCCUGGUUUUGUUGUGUAAACGAUUCCUCAAUAACACCACUCGGUAGUUUCCCCCUCUGCCCUUGAGCUGUCGGAGAAUCUGCCACGCCGAGAAAGAAACAGGCCGGCUAAAUAAAUAAAAUAAAAACCUCAACGUGACCUUGUCUGAGGCGCCUUCGCUUUCCUGAGCGUCUUUGUGCCGAGGGGCAAGUUUUUUUUUUUUCCACCUGAUGGAAAUUUGCUGUUAGACAAACGUGUAACGACUUCGUGCUCGAUCAGACUCGCGGGGCAACGAGGACUUGUGGCGCUGCAAAUGCAUCGUGAUGUCAGAUCAUUAACCAAGCCUUGUGGGCAACUUGGAGGGGGGGGGCGAGGAAACCAGCAAUACAACUCCACACACUCAUUAACAGCGUCCGUGCCGGUCAGCUUGGGGCCGGAUAUUUUAACUACUGUAAAAGGAUUCGUAGUUCGUUCAGGACUUGACCUCUGCUACGUGCCAAGAGCGGUUUCCAACAGCACCGAUGAACGUAUUUAAAUGUUCAAAUGAUUAACCGAAGGACAAGAACUGACCUGUAAAAUAAAAGUCUUUAAAUACAGAUCAAAGAUUCGUAAAAAUGACCUCUGCUUCGGGCGCAGGUUGAAGCAUGACGGCUGUUGGACAUUCUGCAGGGAAGUUGUAGUCAUCUGCUGUAUUUCCUCUCCCCUUCUAGUCGACGUAGCGAGGAAUACUUGCGCAUUGGUGCUGCUGUUUACUCAUUUUGGGGUGUGUUGCUAAUAUUUCUUAGACAUCCCUACUUUUUUUUUCUCCUCCCCUGGACCACGAGCACAAUCCAGUUAACGUAUGCCCUCCUUUAGAGUCCACUUCACACAGUCGACCCCGCAGACGCUCGGCUAACGAGGCCUUCCGACCGCUUUCAGUCACCACUACCUCCACAACAACCUAAAAGUCGGCUACGGCUGCGAACGCGUUCGUAAAAACUAGUUUGAAUGUUAUUCUGGGAAAGUUUUAAAGCACCGUCCCGUUCGCCCGUGCCUCUGCUGACUAAGUAGCUCUGACGGUUCCCUUCAUAUUGGAAUGGCCCAAAAAAAAAGCUGUCUCCUCGGAUCAGCUGAGCAAACUCGUCUUUUCGUCCACUCUGUAACCCCAGAUGCCAGCCGGGGCCUUUUAACGUUGCGCUCCCUAAAGACGCACAACGUGUUUACUGUGGUGCACACAAACGUCUCGGUGGUCUCGACGGCGUCGGGGUACAAAGUGCAACAGGAAAUCCAUCCCGGCCUUUACGACAACACUUGAAAAACCGGUCGCCCUACUAUGCUCCUUUUUUUUCUUAAACGUUCAACCAAAAGUCCUUAAAGAAGCCGACUGCAUCUGCUGAGGAGGACGGUGGGACACGAUUGAAAGCUGCGCAGCAUGUGGGGGUUUUUGUAUGUAGAUGUCUCCUCAGUGCACAAACACUGAGACUGGUUUAAAUCUGUUUCUUUGUAGGUGCUCCAAUUGAUAUGCAGAGUGUUUAUGGGAGAAACGUCUGUGAAGUGAAGUGGCAGUGUUUCGUUUUUAGACUCUGCAGGAAAGCGUAGAAUACAAGUUAAAAAAAUAAAAAAAGCUUUUUUACAUUUCCAACCACGUAACAGUGUGUUGUUUAUGGUUAUGACAAAUUGGGUCGACCAUCGAAGAACAAAGGGUGUGAUUGUUUCAUUCUAAAGCACCAACAUGGGAGCAGCUGCUUUGAAUGUGACCACGGGAAAGAAAGGAAGGAAGGAGGAAAGAAACUCGUUUUAAUUGUUUGCGAAAGAAUCUGUGUUGAUGUAACCGAAGUGAAGACUAAGCGCUGUGCAGUGUGUAUUUGUUCUGUGUGUGUACACACACACUGAUCGGAGCUUUAUCUUCAACUCAUGUUUACUCAAGUUUUCAUAUCAGCUUGAGAAAUAAGCAGUUUAACUGAAAUCUGUUCUGGGAUACAAAUUGAAAUGUCUUAACGCCUGUUGUUCAAGUCCGUUCUCUUUUUUUUAAAAAGAUGUUCAAUUUGUUAACACUGUUAUUGUUGCCUGAACGGUUUGUAGUCCGAAAUCUCCACCCAUGACUUAACAGUUCGGUUUUUGUUCUGGAAGUCAAAUUAAGAGGUGACUGAAAUGUAAUUGUUUUGAUUCGUCACUUAAAACAUGUUCAACCGCUGUUUUGCUUUUUAAAAAUUGCAUAUUUGUCCUGUCAAUAUGAAUCAAGUGAUUGAUGUGGUGACAGGGUAUCCAUGUGUUGAAUGGAUGGGAUGAUUCAACAUUAUGCAUAAAGAAGCUUGAAUUAAAUUGGCACUUGUACAGCAAUUAAUGUUUA